GGAGUCAAAUCCAAAAAGUUGAAUUGUCACAAUUUGUAUUUCAUUUUUCUUUCGGAAAACUAGGUAUAUCCUUUGUUAGAAAUUCAUAGAAGAUGAGUGAAGAAGAAAGGACUUUGGUUGAUAAGUCAGAAAGCAGUUCUUUUGAGGACUUGGCUUCGGCUGCUGCUCAUGAGAUCGAAGAGGCGAAGAUCGCGGAAGCAGCUGCGGCGGAAAAAGAAAAAAUUGCCGAACCCAAAACAGAUGAAUGGCAGGAUGUUUUGGGGUCAGGAGCGCUACUCAAAAAGAUACUAAAACCUGGCAAAGAUUCCGAAUCCAGGCCAAACAGAAGUGAUAUCUGCAGAAUUAGCUAUGAAAUCAAAAUACGGGACACUGGUGAUUUAGUUGAGAAAAGGGACCAAGUAAAAAUAUACCUGGGAGAUAAUGAGGUCUUACAAGGCAUGGACCUGGCUUUGACCCUGAUGCAUGAAGGAGAAGAAAACUUUUUGCAACUGGCUCCCCGGUUUGCCUAUGGAGAAACAGGUCUAAAAACUGGAGAGAGUUUAGGCACAGUGGGAGAACUUGAUGGGCCAAAAUAUGAUGGCCCAAACAUUGGACCAGAGACUUGGCUCGAAGUAAGGCUGGAACUCCAUGAUUGGAACGAAGAACCAGAGCAUGAAACCUUGCCGAUCGCUGAAAGAAUGCAAAUUGGCACGCGUCGUCGCGCCCGCGGCAACUGGUGGUACGGUCGUGGGGAACCGAUCCUCGCUGUGCAGCUCUACAGACGUGCUUUAGAUGUAUUAGAUGAGAGCGAGGGGGGUAUCACAGACCCCACGCCGAGCGGGCAGAUGGCCCCUACCUCGGACGCCCUGAAGGCGCUGUUAGAUGAGAGACUACGGGUCCACAACAACAUGGCCGCCGCGCAGCUGAAGGCUGGCGCUUACGACGCCGCUUUACAAGCCGUCACUCGCGUGCUCCAAUGCCAGCCAGACAACGCUAAAGCUUUAUACCGCAAGUCGCGCAUCCUCUCCGCUAUGGGCCGCAACUCUGAAGCCUUAGAGGCAGCCAGGGCUGCCGCCGCUGCCGCGCCUGACGACUCGGGCACUAAGAAGGAGUUGCAGCGCUGCGAGCAAAGGGCUAACAGAGACCGCUCGGUGGAGCGCCGUCUCGCUAAGAGAAUGUUGGGCACCUCUGACCAGCCCAAAGGCUCGCCUGAUAAAAAACCGUCCAGAGCUAAGAUGUUCGUGUGGGGCUCGCUGCUGCUAAGCCUGCUGGUGGGCGUGGCCAGCGUGCUGGUGUACCGGUACAAGCUGCAGCACUGACACAUUCAUACUGCAAUACAAGUAACCGAGAUUUCCAAUGGUGUGAUUGGAAGGUAAAGGUGCACAUUAACUACUUAGAUUUCCACAUCAUAUCUGCGAUGGUACUGGUUUAUCUGUCUCGCUCUUGACUACGCGUGAACGUCAUUUCGUCCCAUUCGCUCUUGUCAGAGGCCUAAUUAUUCAACUCAACGUCUGUUACGAUCGUUUUCAAUGUGACUAUUUGAUUACAACCAUCGCUGGUUCAAAGACAAUUUGUCAGUGAUUUGUAUUGCGGCAGCAAUGGAUGUAUACUGUAUAACCCGAUGUGACGUCACGGCUGCCAAGUGCGCAGUUAAUUCAAUCGGGUUGUAUCUUAAACUGAAAGAAAUUUUGAGAGACGCUGACUUGUAUAAUUAGGCAGCGGAAUGUCUUAGAGAAUCAUGUUAAUAUUAUAGUUUGCUAGUUGCGAUAUGCAAAACGUAUUUUUAUACUACAUAUUUACUACUACUACUACUGCGGGUAUUCAGAGACUUGAGUACACAUCAAUAUAUUAAUAUUGUACUUAUUACUCGAAAAUACAAGUAUGUACUGAUGUUCUUUUGGAAUCAAUAUUUAACUACAGCUCAUUGUUUUAUUUAUUACAAUUGUUAAACUAAGUGGGUUACACACACACGUUAGCUUUUCUGUCAAUUACUUCCUGAUAACUAAAUCAAUAAAUUUAGUACUUACUAAGCAUACUAAUAGGGCUUUAAAACGCAAACUAUAGAAUUUAUUUCCUUGAUUCAAAUAAUAAUCAUGUUUAUCAAUAAAUAGUAGUUAAAUAAUUAUUUAUCGAUACUAUCUUCAGCAUUAUACAUAAAACAGAUAUAAAGAAAUAUAUUUUUGCAGUUCUUUACAAAACGAUAAAUAAAUAGAGUAAUACGAUCACUUUCUGUAGACAAUAUUUUGUAUUUAGUUUAUUGUAAAAAGGUGAUAGGUUAGGCUAAUGUAGAAGUUAGAUAUCAUGUGAUUCAAUCGUUGUACUUUAUUGCUAAAUAUUUCCGCAAUAUGCAUUUAUCUCUUAAAUUUCGCCUGUGCAUUUUGUUUUACAAGUCCAGAUGUAUGUAUUUUAAUAUAAAUAAAUGUAUGUACGGAAUACAUUUUUGUAGCUAGUGCCAAAAUUGGAAAUAUCAGAAUAUUUAUGUAUAAAUUUUAUUAUAAUAUACUAUCGUCGUUUGUUAUUAAAAUAGUAGCGUGCGACAUAUUUUAAAAAUCAAACCAUCCUACUACCAUGAAUGUCACGAUAUGAUUUUGUCGUGGCGUAAAUAUCAAAUUUAGCUGACAUAAUACCACGAUAAAAUUAUGUCGUGUUGUUCUUGCUGGCCCGGCAGAAAUAUAUUUUUCGAUAAAUACUUUUUAAGUGUAAGUACCGCAGCUAACGCAACGCAUUCCAGGCUUCAAAGUUUUUAACUCUAUACUAAAAAACCUAAGUCAUGUAAGUAUUUAUAACCUUUUCUGUUGGUGCUUUUUAUUAAACUCUUAGAAAAUAAUCGUACGAAUAACGUAUAAGUAGACGAAACGAUUGACAUUAUUAAUUGACGAUUCAUAUCUUGUUGUGAAGUCAUUACUUUGCUAAUAAAAAUUAUUGUAAAGUUACAAGUCACUGUGACUCGCGGGCAAUUAUUCCUAAUAUUGACAGCACCUGUCUUGUUUCGUCUUUAUCGCAAUUCGACUUUUAGAGGGCAUGCACACCAUGUUUUUUCAGCAAUUGCAUGUGCCUUGAUGGCGCCUGAAAAAACCGUGGUGUGCUUGGGCCCUUUUAUCCGUCUACGAAAAACUGUUUCCACUGUAGUUCUCUUGUAGUUGAAGUUCGCAAUGAGCGCGACAAUCUUUUGCUUUUCACUUUGGAAUAUCCGAGACAAAAUAGACUCGUGCGACUGCUCAUUGAUGUUAGAACCAUUGGAAGCAUCAUUCUGUUUCUUUAAUGAUUGUCGCGUUGUAUUCAGUGAGAUAUAGUGAGCUUAGCUAGAUUUGAGCUUAUAAUAUUCUAAAAACUAUCAAGCCAUGCUGGUAAUGGUUAAUCAAAUAAAAUGUAUAUGGAAAUGCUGGUCCAUUGUAAUAGUCCAACGCAUUCCAAAUAUCAGGACUGAUUGACGUCAACGUAAAAAAAUGUAUGUUGAUACACUAUCAAGCUUAUGUUUCCGCUUAACUAUUGUAUUAGUCCUUUUAUUUUAUUGUAUUUCCGUGUAUUUUCUUCUACAUAUUGGCUUGUAAUCUAGUGUCUAUAAAAAUCACGUCUCAUUUUGUUGGUUAUUUAUUUAUGUUGAGUUUUUUGUAUUUAUUACCUAAAGCAAUUGUUAUUUGUCAUCAAAACAGAUGGACGUAACUAUUCUUAUCAGUUUUUUUUUUAUUGUUACGCUUGUGAGGGCUGAAGUAAAUGCAAAUUGAACGUCAAUACUUUUUAUUUAGACGAUAAAAUAUGACAUUGGUAUAGGAUCAUAAUGUAAUAUUACAGUAAAAAUGUAAAAAAAAAGAAAUAAAAAAUAUGGUGGUUCCAGUAAACACAUAAUCAUUUGUUGCAAA
Ostrinia nubilalis (European corn borer) is the source of this 3839-nucleotide messenger RNA. RefSeq names its product peptidyl-prolyl cis-trans isomerase FKBP8. The transcript has 8 exons. NCBI's taxonomy places the organism in Eukaryota, Metazoa, Arthropoda, Insecta, Lepidoptera, Crambidae. The coding region runs from base 93 to 1298 and encodes 401 amino acids. Gene Ontology annotation, cellular component: mitochondrial envelope; cytosol; membrane. Gene Ontology annotation, molecular function: protein binding; peptidyl-prolyl cis-trans isomerase activity; protein folding chaperone. The record is from RefSeq and is a predicted model, not a curated record. Gene Ontology annotation, biological process: negative regulation of apoptotic process; protein folding.